Molecule: messenger RNA, 338 nt
Organism: Symphalangus syndactylus (siamang)
Lineage: Eukaryota; Metazoa; Chordata; Mammalia; Primates; Hylobatidae
Product: peptide YY-like
Biological process (GO): neuropeptide signaling pathway; feeding behavior
Molecular function (GO): neuropeptide Y receptor binding; neuropeptide hormone activity
Source: RefSeq, a predicted model, not a curated record
UCGGUGCGCAAGUCGUGGCCUACCAUGGCCACAGUGCUUUUGGCCCUGCUCGUCUACCUGGGGGCGCUGGUCGACGCCUACCCCAUCAAACCCGAGGCUCCUGGCGAAGACGCCUUCCUGGAGGCGCUGAGCCGCUGCUACGCCUAUCCGUGCCACUGCCUCAACCUGGUCACUCGGCCGUGUGGGAAACUAGACCGCCCGGUCGCGGGCCUCUCCAAAACGUUCUUCCCAGACGGCGAGGACCGCCUCUGCAGGUGGCGGUAAAAGCGCCCCCGUCAAGUCACAUAACAUCCUGCCUCCGAGAGCGCGGUCUGGCCCCACCCUGGUCCAUCACUUAC